AUCAUCAUCAUCAUCUCCUUCUAGCUAUAUAGUUCUGUAACAUGGGAAAGGAACUAGGGCAAUCCAUGUUGAGAGAGACCACCCAAAGUGCUCAAGUUAUGACCUUAAAAAAUACUAGAACUUUUACCGUUUUGGAAAACAACUCACCGUCGGUCACAACACUUAGCUGUGGUUCUUCAUCUUCUUUAAUAUCGUCAUCUAUUGAACAUCUUUGUGGUUCCUCGGAAUCCUUUAGAACUCUAAAUAAUGGUGGCACAAAGAGUAACUCCACUGAAAGAAGGCUGGCAUGGUUGCGCUCUCAAAUUGUUGGUGAUGAUGUAGAGUUUGAUUCUCCAUUUGGUAGAAGAAGACUCACCUAUGCCGAUCAUACUGCCUCCGGCCGAUCUCUUCGCUAUAUAGAGAAUUUCAUCAUCAAGAAUGUUCUUCCCUUUUACGGUAAUACGCACACUAGUGACAGUCAUGUGGGGCAUCGGACCACAAAAAUGUUGCAUGAAGCUGCUGAAUAUAUCAAGAAAUGCUUGGGUGGUCGACAAAAUGAUGCAAUCAUGUUUUGUGGCGCGGGCACAACCGCGGCUAUUAAAAGAUUACAAGAGGUAAUUGGGGUCGCCGUGCCAUCAACUUUGAGAGAGAGGCUGAUAAAAUGCCUGAGUAAUGAAGAGAGAUGGGUAGUUUUUGUCGGUCCUUAUGAGCACCACUCGAAUCUCCUCUCAUGGAGGCAAAGCUUAGCUGAAGUGAUAGAGAUAGGUUUAGAUGACAAUGGCUUGAUAGACAUUGAACAUCUAAGACGACGACUUGAAACGUAUAGACAUGCAAACAGGCCAAUUUUGGGCUCUUUUUCUGCAAGUAGUAACGUGACAGGGAUUUCCUCAGAUACUCGAGGAAUUUCUCAACUCCUUCAUCAAUAUGGUGGAUUUGCUUGUUUUGAUUUUGCUGCAAGCGGCCCAUAUGAGAAAAUUGACAUGAGAUCUGGAAAGUUUGAUGGUUAUGAUGCUAUUUUCCUUAGCCCACACAAAUUUCUCGGGGGGCCUGGAUCGCCAGGAAUACUUUUGAUGAGAAAAGCCCUUUAUCAAUUGCGGUCUUCUGCUCCCUCAACUUGUGGAGGUGGAACUGUUAACUACGUAAAUGGUUUCAGUGAAAAGGAUACACUGUACUUGAAUGAUAUAGAGGAGAGAGAGAGUGGAGGAACUCCUCAAAUAAUCCAAACCAUCAGAGCAUCGUUGGCUUUCUGGGUUAAAGAAUAUAUUAGCCACCAAGUAAUUAAAGAACAAGAGGAUGUUUACAUAGAAAAGGCACUAAACAGGCUCCUCCCAAAUAAAAAUAUAUGGGUUUUAGGUAACACGACUGCCAGGCGACAAGCUAUAGUGUCCUUUCUCAUAUACUCUACCUCGAACGCUUCCUCGACUGGCAUGAUACAUGAGUACUGUGAUGGAACUGAUAACAAAGACGUCAAUGACGAGGUUCUUUAUAUGUGGGGAGAGACAGGGAAGAGAAGAGGCAAACCUCUUCAUGGACCUUUUAUAGCAGCACUCCUUAACGAUGUAUUUGGUAUUCAAGCUCGAGGUGGCUGUGCUUGUGCUGGACCUUAUGGUCACAACCUGCUCCAUGUCAAUGAGCCUAGCACCCUAGCCAUCAGAUCUGCCAUAGAAAAGGGUUAUGCUGGAGUGAAGCCAGGAUGGACAAGACUUAGCUUCCCCUACUACAUGUUCAGCGAGGAAUUUGAGUUCAUUCUUACGGCAAUUGAGUUUUUAGCCAUUUACGGCCAUCGAUUUCUCCCAUUGUAUCACUUCGACUGGAAAACUGGUAGCUGGACUCUCAAAAAAAGGGAAUUUAAAGACCUAGUGGUUGAAGAACACAACGACAAUAUUAACAAGUUUGAAUCAUAUCUAAUAAGGGCUAAACAGAUUGCAAAUCUCCUUCCCAAAUUCCCUUCCCAGCGUAAGAUUCCACAGGACAUAAACCCCAACCUCUUGUUCUUCCAGGUCUAGUCUACCCUCUCUUGGUUGCUAAUCAUUCCUGUGUGCAGUCAUGGUGAUGAAAAACCACAUAACUAGUUUGUAUGCUAUGUAUAUUUAUUCAAUAAAGCUGAUGAACAGUA
Molecule: messenger RNA, 2095 nt
Organism: Populus nigra (black poplar)
Lineage: Eukaryota; Viridiplantae; Streptophyta; Magnoliopsida; Malpighiales; Salicaceae
Exons: 5
Coding region: 42-1985 (647 amino acids)
Source: RefSeq, a predicted model, not a curated record